AUGGCAGCGUCAGUACCCAGCCUUGGUGGGCAAAAGGUGCCUAUUCUUCUUCUCAAGACCAAAUCCUCGCCAACGGAUGCUUAUGAAGACCUCUUCUCGACCCCGCAUCAGAACCUUCAUUUUGAGCCGACCUUUGUACCCGUGUUGCAACACCGCUUCGAGGAAGAUGGACUGCAAAGCCUGAGGAGGCUACUGCAGGAGAACAAGAUCAAUAGUGGCCAAGACAAUACUUAUGGAGGGCUCAUAUUUACCUCUCAAAGGGCCGUCGACGCUUUUGCCAAGGUAGUUGCUGAGGGUAAAGGCAAAGAGGAGAGCUGGCCGCAAUCAUUAGACGUGCCCAUAUACAGCGUCGGCCCCGCCACGACCCGAGCGUUGAAGGCAAUUCCCCAGUCCCCGCCAUUACGGAUAUUUGGCGAACACACUGGGAAUGGCGACGCCCUUGCACGGUACAUACUGGAGCAUUAUGGCGAGUGGUAUCGAGGUCGGGCGAAAAAACCGCCCUUACUUUUCUUGGUUGGCGAACAGAGACGGGAUAUUAUACCCAAAAAUCUGAUGGCCGACACGUUACCAGCCGACACACGCAUCGAAGUAACCGAGACAGUAGUCUACGGCACAGGCGUCAUGGAGUCGUUUCCUAAAGACUUAGAAAAGAUCUUGUCGGGCAUACAAGACCGACCCAGGAAGUGGGUAGUGGUGUUCUCACCAACAGGCUGUGACAGUAUGCUCAAAGGCUUAGGGUUCACCCUUGACGAACAGACGACCAGAGCCGUGAGGGGCCCCAGCCAGCGGACCACAUAUAUUGCAACAAUAGGGCCUACCACGAGAGACUAUCUCAUAAACACUUUCGAUUUUGAGCCGGAUGUUUCUGCGGAGAAGCCAAGCCCUGAAGGCAUCCGGGAGGCUAUUACUAAUUUUCAGUAUGGUUGA
This is a messenger RNA of Xylaria bambusicola, 927 nucleotides long. RefSeq names its product uroporphyrinogen-III synthase. Bases 1 to 927 code for a protein of 308 amino acids. Gene Ontology annotation, molecular function: uroporphyrinogen-III synthase activity. The record is from RefSeq and is a predicted model, not a curated record. Lineage: Eukaryota; Fungi; Ascomycota; Sordariomycetes; Xylariales; Xylariaceae. Gene Ontology annotation, biological process: uroporphyrinogen III biosynthetic process. The transcript is spliced from 2 exons.